This is a messenger RNA of Anopheles darlingi, 519 nucleotides long. RefSeq names its product SUN domain-containing protein 3-like. NCBI's taxonomy places the organism in Eukaryota, Metazoa, Arthropoda, Insecta, Diptera, Culicidae. The record is from RefSeq and is a predicted model, not a curated record. Gene Ontology annotation, biological process: nuclear envelope organization. The transcript is spliced from 3 exons. Gene Ontology annotation, molecular function: protein-membrane adaptor activity. Bases 1 to 519 code for a protein of 172 amino acids. Gene Ontology annotation, cellular component: meiotic nuclear membrane microtubule tethering complex; nuclear envelope.
AUGCUGGAGAAGCUCAAUUUUGACCAAUUCGGUCCAACUGAUUAUGCGGCCCAUCGGUUUGGCGGGGAAGUAAUAUCCGUUUCGAGCCACAUACCGGGAGCAAACGAUACGCUAAUGCAAAAAUUCCAAAAUAUGCUGCCAUCGUUCUCCGAUAACCAGAAGCAAUGCAUCCUGCAGAACUGUGGAACGUGCUACGCCAUUCUAGGGAGCAAAGGAUCAGUGGUGAUACGAUUGAUGAGCAGGAUCUGGCUGCAUUCGAUAACGAUUGAGCAUUUUCCUCGACACGCCUAUCCGCGAUCCCAGACGUACAGCGCAAUGAACGAGUUUGAGGUUUGGGGAACCAAUGAUCCUUCGGAUCCUAAGACCGACACUUGGUACGGGAACUUUCGGUUUGAAUACGAGCACGAUUUCUUGGAAACCUUUCAGCUUCGCCAGAAUUCUGUAAAGCAGAGUGUUCGUUACGUGCGCGUGAACAUUCUUUCGAACCACGGCAAAGAGUAUACCUGCAUUUAUCGGUAA